Harpia harpyja (harpy eagle) is the source of this 3089-nucleotide messenger RNA. Its product is annotated as TLC domain-containing protein 5-like. The record is from RefSeq and is a predicted model, not a curated record. NCBI's taxonomy places the organism in Eukaryota, Metazoa, Chordata, Aves, Accipitriformes, Accipitridae. Gene Ontology annotation, cellular component: membrane. Bases 209 to 988 code for a protein of 259 amino acids. The transcript has 3 exons.
CUGUUCUGCCCCAUGCCCUGCGGGGGAAGGGGGUCUGGUCCCCCAGGUGUGCCGGGCUCCCCCCGGGGUGUCCCGGGCCCCCGGCGCUCCGUCUGCCGGCCCCUGAGGGCGAUCUGAGACGCUUUGGCUCGGGGGUGUGUGUGCGCUGGGAUUUUCUUUUUCCCCAAAUGCGUUAGGGUCUUGGUAAUGAGGAGGGGCUUGCAGGGGAAUGGUGCUGAAGAGGGCUCAGGAGAACACAUGCUCACAGGAAGGGAUGGUUUCCAUUGUUCUCGAGGUGACCUGCAGCCUUGUUGCCUGGCUGUUUCUGUACACCUGCUUCUGCUACUGGAACAAGCACCGUUCCUACGAGUGGAGCUGUCGCUUGGUCACCCUGCUGCACGGGGUGAUUGUCACCUGCCUCUCUGGUUACGUUGCUCUCUUGGAUGGUCCCUGGCCUCUCAGCCAUGCAGGUUCACCAAACAAAUCUCUUCAGAUCCAUGUGCUGUCCCUGACCUUGGGUUACUUUAUCUUUGACCUGGGUUGGUGCCUAUAUUUCCAGACAGAGGGGGUCCUAAUGCUGUUCCAUCACACGCUGAGCAUCUGUGGCAUGAUCAUGGUGCUGGGGCUCGGGAAUUCUGCUACAGAAGUCAAUGCUGUUGUAUUUGUGAGCGAGAUCACCAACCCACUGCUCCAGACCCGUUGGUUUCUGCGGGAAAUGGGGUGUUACCACACUUUCCUGGGAGAGAUGGUGGAUUUCUUCUUUGUGUUCCUCUUCCUGGUGCUGCGAAUCGGGGUAGGAGCUUUGAUCCUGUACGCGAUGGUGACAUCCCCUGAUCCCAGCUGGCUCCUCAAGGCUGGAGGCCUGGCCAUGUACAUUGUAUCUUUGGGCUUCAUGGUUGAAAUAUGCCGCUUUGUGAGGAGGAAAAUGAUGAAAAAAUAUCAUUCCUGGACAAGCCUGAGGAGUAAGAAUGCACCCAUGAAAACUAACGGGCACUUGACAGCUCAUUAAUGGGUUGUGGAUGACAAUCCCUUGGGCUAGAGUCCUGGCUACUGAAGACUAUUCCUGUGAAAAGAUCUCCUAAAAGUGAUGUGGAAUUGACUUUCUGGCACUGGCAGUAGUCUGCUACCCCUGGAGGAGAUGAAUGAGUGCUAGGAACACGGGAGAGCUGAAGAAAGAGGGGUUUGCGUGGAAAUCUGAGGAACCUGACAUGUCUACUGAACUCUGAUUCCCUGACUUCUCCACCAACGGUACAGUCUCAGCGAGGGUGGCAAUGCCAGACCUAUUCAGUCUACAACCAAUAAUUGCACAAUCUGUAUGUUCUGUACUCAUUUUGGAGGUAGAAUUAUUUUAUAAUGUAGAGCCAGAAAAUCAAAUGUGAAAAAUCCUGUCUUCCUGCCAGUGGGACCAGGUAGGGGUGUGACCUAGCAAAAAUUUACUGAGCCUUACUCUCCCUUAAUCCUGGAGUUGGACAACAUGCUUGACUAAGUUACUUGGAUGAAAGCCUCUGAACAAGAUUCAAGUGCUUGCAGGGGUAUAGUGGAGUUGUCCUUUGAGUGUGUGAAGUGAUGGUACUUGAGGUGAGACAAUGUUUUACCUCAUUAUUUUUAAUGAUACUUUUUUUUUUUUUUUUAAAUACUUGCAUUCAAGCAGAUACUGAUCUUAGAGCAGUGUGACUUCACUGGGAUUGACUCAGGCCCUUGCAAACUCCCUUGCAAACUAGAGUAAAAAAUUAGACUUGUGCCAAUAAACUCCAUAAGCAGGUGUUCACCUAGCCUUGGAUUGCUUUAAAAAAAAAAAAUCAGGCACUUUGUGGGUGAGAGAUGAUAGAGAAGAGCCCUCUCUGGAUGCUCUUUCUGUUCUGAGGUUGGCUCAUUUACAAGCCACUUAAGCUGAAUGCAUGGCUAACGAGUCUAAGUGACUAUAUUUUCAGGGGUGACUAAUGUUCAGGCAGAUCUCAGUGUAACAUCUGCUCCCAUACCAGCAGGUCUCGGAGUAUGGACCAGUUCUCCUGUUUUCUUUACCUCUCAGAAUUAUGUUCUGACAUUCCCCCUGGGGUUUUAAUGUGAAUUUCGCUCUAUUUAAGGCUGCAGUUCAGACUUACUCUCCCAUAAAAGCCUCACUUACAGCUGAGAAAAAAAUGGGCUUGUGUUGCCCUCAGGCUUAGCAAGGCUGGUUGCCUUUCCUUCCUGCUUUCAAAGACCUUGUUUAGAGGAGCUUCUUUAUGGAGCUAAAGAGACCCUGAAGCAGCCUGUGUGGCUCGUGCUCAAGUGAGGUGUCACCCCUGCUGCAGAGAUGGAGGGGAGCAGAGGGAAUACAGCUGCUGUGGGGAUGCAGCCUUACUAGUUCCUCCUUGCCUCUUAUCCCACUAACUCUGGCACUGUUCAGGGCAGAUAUCUGCCUUGGCUGAGGGUUAGAAUAAGGUGUCUGGAGAGAUUAGAAAAUGACAUGAAAUAACCUAACUUUUGACGUGCCCUCUGAAUGCAUUGCAGCUGUGAAUCCAGGCAAGUUAGCAGGCUAAUAUGUUUUUCUAAACAGGAGCCUUGCACUCCUGAUAGGUUGCCAGCAUGGCUGUGGAGGGCUGGCCUCGUGAGGUGUGGUCUUGCCAGAGUCACUGUGCUCUUCCAAAAAAUCCGACGAGUGAUGAGACUUCUAAUAAAGUUAUGUUCUCUUUUUAAAAAGAAACGGUUGCUGUAAUGUUCUUUUGUUCCAGGUCUUAAGGAGGCAACUGAAGUUAAUGCUGAGGAAAACAGGCUUGAGGGUAGCCUAAGCAUGCUAAGGCUAGUAGUCAUUGACAAAGCUCUGGCUCAUGCCCUUCGUGCAGUUCAGGAAGGAGUAAGCUGGUGGGGAAACAAGCACAGAUGGAGCCAUGUGCUGUGGAGCUCAGGCUUGAGAUGUGAAGGAUAGAUGAGGGUCAGCUGAAGCUCAGAUUUGUGACUAAUCUACCCAUAACCUGCCUUGCCAAUGAAUCAUGGUCAAUAUCGCAGGGAACUUAAGAAUGGGCCAUUAAACUGAGGUGUUUUCUCUUGAUAGACACGAGGUCACAGGGUAACUGUUAAAUUCUAGUCAUGGCCCACAUCACAGGUUCCCUUUCUUUCUGCAGCACCAAUGC